AUGCAGGAGUUAAUUGCCGUUCGUGUGAAGGAUGGUAUUUUCGUCGGCAAUGCGAUUGCCGCACAGGACCUCGACUUCAUCGAGAUGAACAAAAUCACGCACAUCAUCAACUGUGCUGGUGGGGAGCUGCCCGACCUUUUUGCGCACGAAGGGGUGAAGUACCUCACCUUCCCGUGGAGGGACACCACGGGCUCUAUUUGCACCGCCGUGAUGUUUGAUAGCGCCGAUGAGAAUAUUGAACGCACGGUGCGCUUUAUAGAUGAGGCGCUUGAGUCCGGCCACUGUGUGUUGGUGCACAGCCACUUUGGUUUGUCACGCAGCCCGGCGCUGAUAGCGGCGUACUUCAUCGUGAAAUACGGCUGGAAGCUUGACAACGCCCUUGCCUUUCUGGAGAUGGCCCACAAGGAUAUGUGCAUCCGGCCACACUUCCUGCGGCAGCUGCGUAUGUUUGCCAAGCGUAAUUGCGUAGAUCACGACGUUUUUGACCCGGACGUGGACGACUCUCAGUUUGGCCUAGACAAUGAUCAGUGGAUGCUGCGCAACACCUUGCUUAAUGGGCUAACCUUCGAGGUGCAGGGACACAAUGGGUUGUACAGGCUGUGCACGAGCAAGGUAGAGCUGGGAAAACCGAUGAAGCCGAUUGAGGCGCGCAGGAAAACAUCGGGGAGAAAGGACAGGCACAUUGUGUUCAUCGACACAAAGCAAGGAACCCACGUGGACUCAGAAGAUGGCACCCCUGUUGUGAAUGUACAGUCGUUGCAGCAGCUCGACUCAAGCAACCACUUCCUUGGGUUUCACGGCUCCGUGUCUUUGCGCAGCUGGCACGGCCGCGGUGGCAUCAUGAGCCGCAGCAUUACCCCCUGCACCCGCCGUGCAGAGUCUGACCCACGCACCAAUCCACGUGGCCGACAGGAGCUGGCGGUUCGCUCGGAGGCAAAAACGGGCCGCAGCACCUCCGCGCUGGACGGGACCAGUUCGACACUCACGGUGCGCACGGCGAGUGGGCACUCCGUGUUGGAGGGCGGGGCUCUUGCGGGGGCCGAGACCCGCCACAUCGCGCCACCCAACACGAUUCACGCCCCGGGACGCUCACCCUUCGCGACACUCACCUCCAGCCACAAAUACCGUAAGGGCUCGCCGCUCCCGGCGCCGACGCAUGACGCGAAGCCGUCUCAUCCUGUCCAACGCCCCUCCUCUGCGCCGGUGGCUGAGAAUAAUUCUUCUAGAUUGCGAGUUGCCGCUAGCCUGGGGGCCGCACGGGUGGCUCGCAGCACCUUGAUGCGUACCGAUAGUCCAACCGCACUUGGCGGAAGCGCCUCCUCCGCGCCCCCUGCAACCUCGGCGCGGGCGUCGAGCUACAGGAACAUUGCCCCGCAUCGCUCGCAGCCUAGUCGUGGGGUGGUGUCUGCGUGGGAGGGCAGCAAAACGGGGGAGCCGCCUGCUGUGGUGCAGCGAUCUUUGCUCCGCAGCAGUCCGCAGGGUUCCCGCCUCAGUUCUCCUGCGGGCCGGCCAAACUCUGCAAGUGUGCGGGUUGCCUCUCCUAGCGGGGCAACAUUGGGGUCGCACGGCAGCCGCAGUGCAAACGGAGGAAGUAGCGCUACAAAGACUGGAGGGAGUGGCAUCGUGCGUCGCCACUCACCGGUGGUGAUCUCGUCAGUCAGACGCCGUUAG
Trypanosoma conorhini is the source of this 1671-nucleotide messenger RNA. RefSeq names its product putative dual specificity protein phosphatase. The record is from RefSeq and is a predicted model, not a curated record. Gene Ontology annotation, biological process: protein dephosphorylation. Gene Ontology annotation, molecular function: protein tyrosine/serine/threonine phosphatase activity. The transcript has a single exon. Bases 1 to 1671 code for a protein of 556 amino acids. NCBI's taxonomy places the organism in Eukaryota, Euglenozoa, Kinetoplastea, Trypanosomatida, Trypanosomatidae.